Messenger RNA from Eublepharis macularius, 3323 nucleotides. RefSeq names its product C-X-C motif chemokine 11-like. The transcript is spliced from 4 exons. Gene Ontology annotation, cellular component: extracellular region. Gene Ontology annotation, biological process: antimicrobial humoral immune response mediated by antimicrobial peptide; cellular response to lipopolysaccharide; chemokine-mediated signaling pathway. Gene Ontology annotation, molecular function: CXCR chemokine receptor binding; chemokine activity. Bases 32 to 319 code for a protein of 95 amino acids. The record is from RefSeq and is a predicted model, not a curated record. Lineage: Eukaryota; Metazoa; Chordata; Lepidosauria; Squamata; Eublepharidae.
UGGAAGCAGGUAAUCCUUCACUGAAGCAAAAAUGAUGAAGAAGGUCUUCUUUACAACGCUGCUGCUCCUGCUGUGUGCAUUUGUGACUAUACAAGGCAUGCCAACCUCCAAGAGACAGCGCUGUCUUUGUCGAGGAAAAGACUUGCCCUCUGUCCAAAUUCAUCGCAUUGCUGAAGCGGAAUUCCACCGGCCGAGUGCCAGCUGUGAUCGGGAGGAGCUGAUUGUCACAUUAAAACCCAAAGGGAGAAAGAAAUGCCUGAAUGUUAACUUGGAGCAAGGCAGGAUAAUAAAAGAGGCAAUUAUGAAGAAAAAGAAAUAAUUGAUCUCCAGACACAGAAAAGAAGAAUGUGAAAAAAAAUCCACAUUUUCUGGUCAACACUAUCAACUAUUUCAAUACAGGAGGCAUUUGGCAAAGAGUAUUUACGAUACCUUCAUGAGCAGCUAAGAACCUAUAGACCAGAAUGGUGUGUGCAUGUUGCGUGUGCAUGCAUGUUGAGAGAGGGAAAAACAGAAAUACCUGAUUACUCAAUGCUGUGGUUGAACUAGCCCAGGUUGUACAACCUCAGAGAAAGAUUUGUACAGACAUAGCAGAGUCGUCCAACCAUUUAAAGCAAGGUUUCUGAUAUAAUGAUGCAUUGACAUAGGGGAAAGUUGCAGCCUUGCUCAUGUUUUGACUUUAUUUUUGUUUAAUGGGAUGUUACUACAGUCCAGCAGACAAAUGCAUAUCCAUGAACUAAUAAAAAACUUUAAAAAGCAAAUAAUACCUUUUCUUAAAAAAGGUAUAGUCACGGUGGUAAAGAAUAUGUCCCUUGUUAUCAGUGAUGGCAUAGGCACUAGCCAAUAGGUGGCUGUGAUGGUUUCAUGAAACAAUAGCUGAAAGGGAAAAUGAGAUUUAAUCAUGAACGAUGAGUUAGGGUUGCCAGCUUCAGCUUGGGAAAUUCCUGGAAAUUUGGGUGCUGUGCAUGGGGAGGGCAGAAUUUGGGGAGAGGAGGGAGUUCAGUGGCAAAAUAAUGCCAUAGACGCUAUCCUCCCAAGUUAUCUCAGUAGACUGGAGGUCAGUUGUAAUUCCAGGAGAAAUCCAGAUCCCACCAGGAGGCUGGCAGCCCUAGAUAAUAUCUGCAUUCCGUGUCAUCUUCAUUCUCCACCCCCACCCAUGGCCAAUAAAUCAGUCUCAAAAGUAACAUUUGAAAAAUCUCUGUAUACAUUUAUGGAAGCCUGACUUCCAAAUAUGUAGGAACUCCAGUACCUCUUUUUAGAACUCACACACUGGCAUCUGCCCAUGAGCAGAGCAGCCCUAUGGCCUGUUCUUAGAAAGGUAAAGUGUACCAUCAAGUCACAACCAACUCAUGGUGACUCAACAAGCUUUCUCCUUGUGGGGUUAUCAAGGCGAGAGACAAGCUGGGGUGGUUUGCCAUUGCCUGCCUCUGCAUAGCAGCCCUAAACUUCCUUGGUCCUCUCCCAUCUAAGUACAGAGUGUGGGCAACCCUGCUUAACUUCCAAGUUCUGACAAGCUCAGUCUAGUCUCUAAUUACAUGUAGGUUGAUGUUUCCAACCAAGCACACACUUGCCGUUUCCACACACACUGGAUAAUGCACUUUCAAUGCACUUGAGCAAUCCUUUGGAAGUGGAUUUUUUGUUUCACACACGAAAACCCAGUUCCAAAUGAUUGCAUUGAAAGUGCAUUAUCCAGCGUGUAUGGAAGCAGCCACUGUGUUUCAAAGUCUACCCCGUCAGCGAUUCUAGACAGUCAGGAAAGGAACACCAAGUACAAUACGGCUCAGGCCUCCUUAGGGUUAUCCUUUUUUACUCGUUUUUAUAGCAAUAAUAAUAAUUGUGUGCUGUCAAGUCACAAUUGACUCACGGCAACUCCAGGACGAUGGGGUUUUCGAGGCAAGAGACCAGCCUAAGUGGUCUGUUGUUGCCUUGCUCGGCAUAGCAGCUUCAGUCUUCCUUGGUCGUCUCCCAUCCAAGAGCCAACCCUGCUUAACUUCUAAACUCUGAUGAGAUCUAGCCUAUUAAGGUUGCUAUAGGAACUUUUCUUAACCAUUCUAAAAUUAUCCAGGCCAGUGUUUUUCUAGUUUACUACCUCUAGGGAACCCAUUCCAGGCUGCUCCCUCUGCCAAGAAACACUAAAUCAAGUAGUAGAUUUCACACUCAGUUCACACAGGUCCCUUGGCCCAGGCCGUAUCAUUCUGCAUGAAUUAGGGCACAUUCCACAUUUCCCUACUCUUUGGAUUUUCAGAAUUGCACAUUGAGUUCAAGUUGUCUUUCGGGGGGGAAAUGCCUAUCUUUUCUGAAUUUCUCAUCCAGGAACUCCCAAUAAGCUUCUCAAGGACCUAGGGUUGCCAGCUCCAAGUUGGGAAAUUCCUGGAGAUCUGGGGGGGUGAAACCUGGAGAAACCUGGAGAAAGUGGGGUUUGGAGAGGGAAAUGACCUUGGCAUGGCAUAAUUCCUUAGAGUCCACCCCCAAAGUAGUCGUUUUCUCCAGGUGAACUGAUGUCUGUGGUCUACAGACCAGUUGUAAUUCCAGGAGAUCUCCAGCCACUUCUGGAGGCUGGCAACCCUAAGCUUCAGUAGUACAUUAAUAAUUAAACCAAAGCCUUUUCCUGUUGGUUUUUGGUAGCUCUCCCAAGCUAGUCAGAGACUUGUUUCUUAAAUAUUAGAAAAGAUUGAGGCCUUCAACUAUUGAGUAAGCCAACUUCUACAUAAAACCACAGCCUCUCCAUUGGAAAAAGAGAUUAAUAAAUAAUUGAAAGGAAUUCCUUCCUUUAGUUUCUUUUUCCUUUUAAGGCAAAGAACUUGGUUAAUAGUAAGAGGGUGAGAUAGGAAAUUAAACAAAAAGAAUUUUGCAAUGCGUAUCCUCUAAAAUCUUGAAAGCCCUGAAUGGAAAUACCUUGAACUGGAAUGCCUGUUUGACACUGUUAUUAUCACAGCCACACUAUUAUGUCAUGCCAAAAGAUAAUAGUUUUAUUUUUCUGCCAGAUUUUGUACAGGAUGCUAACUGAUGGUAAAAAAAAAACAGGUUUUUUUUAAGGGCCAUCUGGCUAUUCUCUGGCCAAAGUCUUUAGCAUGUUCUCCUGAAGCCAAGCCUACCUACCAGAUGUAAGGUGGCGUAGUUAUGUAAAACUGGGUUUCCUAGUCUGUCUAAAAAUGUGGAAAGUUAAGAGCAGUUUGUUUUUGGUGAGUGAGAGCAAAAAAACCCAACAACGGUUCUAGAGUUUGGUUUUAGCUGUCAGAAACAGCUUUGAGAAUUCCACUGGGAUAGCUUUGGACCAGUGCAUGACCUUUGUACCGGUUUCCUAUCUACCCAACAUGUAUAUAAUU